Messenger RNA from Papilio xuthus (Asian swallowtail), 1990 nucleotides. It is a transcript of the gene Tip60, whose product is annotated as Histone acetyltransferase Tip60. The transcript is spliced from 14 exons. Lineage: Eukaryota; Metazoa; Arthropoda; Insecta; Lepidoptera; Papilionidae. The record is from RefSeq and is a predicted model, not a curated record. Bases 66 to 1694 code for a protein of 542 amino acids. Gene Ontology annotation, cellular component: NuA4 histone acetyltransferase complex. Gene Ontology annotation, molecular function: histone H4K16 acetyltransferase activity. Gene Ontology annotation, biological process: regulation of DNA-templated transcription; double-strand break repair via homologous recombination.
GUUGACAGAUGUUUAUUUGUAGAGCGUGUGUAUUUACCUCACAUUUAAUUUAAUUUUAAUGUGAAAUGAACGAAAACGAGGAUGAAGUUACAACAUUUUGUGAUUCUGCGGCAUCAUUGGUGGAAGGAUGUCGCUUGCCAGUUCGCAUGCAAGGAGGCGAUGAUUGGCCAUUAGCGGAAAUUAUAAGUAUUAAAGAAAUUAGAGGACAAAGAGGCUACUAUGUCCAUUAUGUUGACUUUAACAAACGUCUGGAUGAGUGGGUUGGGGAGUCAUGGCUGGACACAAGGAAAGUUCAGUUUCCGAGGCGAGACGGUGCACCUUCAGGUGGCACCACCACACCGAAGAAAACCCACAUAGGUUCAGGAGGUGGCAUAAUGCCUAAUUUCAUUAAUGAUAAUGUUUGCCCUGAGCCCCCGAAGUCUCUCAGUAACCAUAGAGAGACAUGCGCUAAACAACAACUGCAACCAAAAUUACCUGAAAAAAUACAUAAUACAAGUGCCCUUAAUGGUUCCGCACAAAAAUAUACACCGGUUUGUACAGCUAUAGCAGUGACCGUGGAGCCUCGUCAAUUGGUGUCCAGGCCGGCCAGCCCAACAUUGGUCAGCGAGACUAACACUCUUGUCAACGGUGGCGCAGUCCUUGCUGCCGCGUUGCAGAAGAAGAUCAACAGGAAGCGGAAAGCAAACUCCCUUGAUACUGAGGAGCCUCCACCCCAAGAAUCGUUAGAAGGCGGUACGGAGCAGGCAGCGAGUGGUACAGCCACGCCGACCGCACGGCCACGACAGUCCGGCAGUCUGGUGGCGCACGGCCAUGAUGACCUCGUCACACGUAUGAAGAACAUAGAGAUGAUAGAAUUAGGACGACAUAGGAUACGACCUUGGUACUUCGCACCUUACCCACAGGAAAUGGUUAACUUACCUUGUAUCUACAUAUGUGAAUUCUGUUUGAAGUACAGAAAAAGUAAAAAGUGCCUUGAGAGACAUUUAAUCAAAUGUAAACUGAAACACCCACCGGGUAAUGAGAUCUACAGAAAGGGAAGUAUAUCUUUCUUUGAGAUCGACGGACGCAAGAACAAAUGUUACGCUCAGAACUUGUGCCUGCUCGCCAAACUGUUCCUCGACCACAAGACUUUGUACUACGAUACGGAUCCAUUUUUAUUUUAUGUUAUGACAGAAUUUGAUGCAAGAGGAUUUCACAUAGUCGGAUAUUUUUCAAAAGAAAAGGAGAGUACUGAAGACUACAAUGUAGCGUGUAUUUUAACUUUACCUCCAUACCAAAGGAAGGGGUAUGGAAAAUUACUUAUAGAAUUUAGUUAUAAUUUAUCAAAGUUCGAAGGCAAAACGGGUUCUCCAGAGAAGCCAUUAUCUGACCUCGGUCUGUUGUCGUACCGCAGUUACUGGGCGCAGACCAUACUCGAUAUACUGAUGAAUGUACCGCCCGUUGCCGAUAAUGAGAAGCCCAUCAUUACUAUCAAUGAAAUUUGUGAAAUGACGAGUAUAAAGAAAGAGGACGUUAUAAGUACACUGCAGAAUUUGAAUUUAAUCAACUAUUACAAAGGGCAAUACAUCAUCUCAGUUAAUCAGGAAAUUGUACAGCAACAUGAGAAAGCGAUGGAGAAAAAAUGGCUACGUAUCGAUCCAGACUGCUUGUAUUGGACACCUAAAGAUUGGUCAAAACGUGCCAAAUGCGUAUGAAAUGUGUGCAAGAUGUGAGCUGUCUUUUGACUUCGAAACAUGUAGAGAAAAAAUCUGCUUCAAUGCGUGUUUAUUAAACGUGUUAAAUUUAAAUUUUCGUAAUAAAAAUAAUUUCUUCAAAAAUCCCUAAAUGUCUUCGUAUGUGUUCGUAGAUUAGCAUCAAUUUAGGUAAAUUUCUUCAAUCAAUUUGACUCUCAGUUUUAUUACUAAUAUAGUAAUAUUGUCUACGUGUUACAUAAAUUAGAACAAAUUGUUUUAAAUUUUAUUGUGAUAUUAAAGAAUAUCGUCGCUGUGAA